AUGCUCGACGAGAUCCGUCAUCAGGUUGCCUCCUUUCUCAACGCCGAUGUCGAGGGCACUGUCCUCGUACCUAACGCAACUACUGGUCUGAAUACAGUCCUCCGCAACCUAAGGUUCCAGCCUGGAGAUAAGGUCCUUUAUUUUAGAGGUGUAUACGGUGCCAUUGGCAAGACAGUGGAUUAUCUGACGGAGACAACUCCUGUUACGAGCCUUGAGGUCGAUUUUGACCCUACUCAAGACACUGAAGAGUCAAUCCUAGCACGGUUCACAGGCAGCAUCAGGGAAUAUGGCGAUAAGGUCAAGGUGGCAAUAUUCGACACGGUCAUGAGCAUGCCCGGUGUAAGGAUGCCUUUCGAGCAACUGACCAAGAUCUGUCGGCAACAUGGGAUCUUUAGUGUCAUUGACGGUGCACACGGCAUUGGCUUCAUUGACCUGAACCUCAAAGAACUAGAUCCGGAUUUCCUUGUCACGAACUGCCACAAGUGGCUGUUCAUACCCCGAGCAUGCGCAGUCUUUUAUGUUGCGCCUCGAAACCAGCACCUGAUGCGUUCCUCUUUACCAACCUCUCACGGCUUCGUGCCCCUGGGGUCGAGCAAGCAUUUUAACCCCAACCAAUCCAAUGCCCAAAACGCGUUUGUCGCCCAGUUUGAGUACACCGGCACGAUCGAUACAGCCCCGAUUCUGUGUAUACCAGCAGCUCUUGAGUUUCGGAGCAGGGUUUGCGGAGGCGAGGUAGCCAUCAGAGAGUACUGUGUCGACCUCGCCCGUGCAGGCGGACGUGCCGUUGCCGAAAUACUGGGUACAGAGACCUUGCCGAUUCCCACUGGGAGACAUGUCGGAUUUGCCAACGUUCGUCUGCCCCUUACAGUUCGAGGCCAUAUCAGUGUGACUGAAGGGGUACCGGCAAAGGACGUCAAUACUGUCAUCAAUUUCAUGUUCCGAAAGUUUACGGAGGAUUACCAGACUUUUAUCAAUGUCUUGUACUUCUCGGGUGCGCUAUGGGCAAGGCUGUGUGCUACUGUCUAUCUGGACGUCGAUGACUUCAAGUAUGGUGGUAUGGUUCUGAAAAAGCUCUGCCAGAGGAUAGAAAGUGGCGAAUACCUAGCUCAGGAAACAUGA
Molecule: messenger RNA, 1119 nt
Organism: Fusarium keratoplasticum
Lineage: Eukaryota; Fungi; Ascomycota; Sordariomycetes; Hypocreales; Nectriaceae
Product: Aminotran-5 domain-containing protein
Exons: 2
Coding region: 1-1119 (372 amino acids)
Source: RefSeq, a predicted model, not a curated record